GAUGUGUGAACUAUUUGCUUCAAAUUAUAUCAACUUAAAAGGUGACGGAAGUUUGUGCAAGUCGCUAUUUUUUACCUGGAUGCAAGUUGGUUCAAUGUCUUUGAGGGAAAACCCCUUUCUGCAAUCAAUAAGUAUUUAUUGAAACAUCAACAGGCUUCCUGGGUCUCUUUCAUCACCUUUUGUCUAGUCUGUUCUUCAGAGAUCUUUUUUUUACCCGGGUUUGAUCGUCCUUGUUUUGUUGGGGGAACAGAGAGGCCUCUUCAGGUAAGCUGGACGAGAAGGAGACCCCCCCCACCCCUGGGAGCCGGCUGGAAAGUUUGUGUGUGUGUGUGUGUUAUCUGAGAGGACCACACCUACACUAUUGUACACCCCCAACGGACCCAUCAGGACCUGUGUGAGCAUCUGAGACUUUCAACACGCCAAAUGGAGGCAGGAAAAUGAGCUAAAAAGUGACGAGCGCGGUGGACAACAUGACUCGAAUGUCUUUGUGGUAAUUCCCCAACCCCAGUUUCACCCACGAAGAAGACACAUGCAUCGGCGUAGAUACGCGUGCGCCACACUUCCGAACCUUCCUGCUCUCCGCCCCUGUCCUCCAUGGAUUCCUACAACUUACACUUUGAGAGAAUGAACAACGUGGACCUGCAUCCUCUGAGCCUGCCCGUCAGCCGGCUCUCCCCAGCCAAGUCCAACAGCAGCAUUGCCGACCAACUCGCCCACCAACACCAGCACGGCAAAGGAGACUCUGCGUACAGCUCCUUCUCCGGCGGGUCCAACGCCCCGGACUACCCGUCGCCCUUUCUCCCCGACGAUCUCCAGUCCAGCUCCUUCAGCCAGUAUGCUGAUCUUAAGUACGUGAAAUCCAUUUGCCAUCCCACCCAGGCUCUGCAGUCCGACUCGAAGACCAUGGACCAGCUCUGUCGCUCCGUGGAAGCCAUCUCGCAGCAGUAUCGCAACAGCACCAGCGCAAAAGUGAACCGCCGCAACCAAAACGGCUGUGACAGCCUCUGCACCAACAACAAAGCUCUCUCUAAAAAAGAGGGGCCUUCGGGGACUCCGUCCCACGGUGCCUACCCACCUGUCUUUCCUCCUCCAGUCCCGGUUCGCCUCGAUAGUUUUAUAGCCACAAAAAACUUGGAAAACAGCAGGGUCCACCAUCAGGGUUCUGAGUUUCCACCGGAGCAGCAGCAGCCUCAAAAUCCGCCGAAAUUCCUCAACCGCCUCCAUGCCUCACAGCACCGAGGUGUGAACACCCCGAAGCCUGAGGCGGCUCACCCGGACACGAGCAAAUCCAGCUUGAUUUCGGGCCCGUUGUACUCCGUUUGGAGGGGCCCUCCUCCUCCUCCUCCGCAGCAGCAGCAGCAGAGCUACCGGCCCCAUCUGCAGGCUCACGAUCAGACCCGAGCGCCGUUGAACCCGGAGUACAUUUUCAUCACGGACAGCAAACCCGCCUCCGAGCAGCAGCAGCAGCAGCAGCAGAAGUCGGCGAACCUCGCGGGGCCAUCGCCUCCCCGGGGCACGAGCCAGCACGAGCACCCGAAAGCCAGACAGCCCUCGAGCGCCGUGGGGUGCAACGGAGACCCCCCCAGCAGGUCCAGUGGCCGCUUUGAGAGCGAGCGCAAAAGGGCGCACUCGGCACACGAUCGGCCGGGUCCAGAGUCGCCCCGGGCUGCCAGCCCGCGCAACACCGCCGAGGGUUUAGCCAACAGCAGCAUCCAGCACAAAGGUCAGUUCUACUUUGUCACGGGAGUGUGUAAGUCCGAAACCGGAACCAGGACUCACUCUGCAUCCGUGUGCGGCUCCGAGGCCGGCAGCGAGAGCUCCACCGGGCCGGAGGCGCACCGGCUGAGGGAAAGCAGACGAUGCCACAGCACAAUGGACGACUUGUUCCGACCGCUGCAGCAGAGCUCUCGCUCGUCCAGCGGCGCAAUUCCACAGGAGAGUCAAACCCCACAAAGCAAGGAGCUCUCCUACAGGAGCCAGGACCAAGAGAAUCACCGGCUGUCCUACAUCUCGACCGGGUCCUCCCGAAGCGUCGACGCCUUGGAAGAAAUCAACAUGAGCCAGAGCCGAGAUAUCGGCCGCCACAUGGCCAACAACCCUAUAUUCUACUGCGGACCCGACGGAGACGGUCCACCGCAUUCAACCAAACAGGCGAUGGAGGUCGCCCCGCCGAUGAACCCAGAACAGCCCAACCACCACAAGAAAGAGGAGCCGGCAAAGAGAGGCAAACGGCAGCCCUUGAUGGACGUUGCCAGCGAAAGGAUAAACAAAGAGACUACGCCGCUCCUGUACCACCUCACCGGAGCCAGCAGGGCGGCGGCGCAGCCCAAAAAGAACGCCGACGCCUGCGCGAAAGGACACGAAGCGACCGCAAACCGAGCGGGACGUGAGGACGUGGCCGCCGAGGACGCGGAGAGCGCCUCGAAGGGUCACGCAAGCAGCAGGGACCGAGGGGAAGCCGCCCCCGCCGCCUUUGGCACCGUGGACAAUUCGUUUAAAAAGUACUACAAGGAGAAGCUGAAGGACGCGCAGACAAAGGUCCUGAGGGAGACGUCGUUUAAAAGGAGGGACCUGCAGCUGUCAUGGCCGCACCGAAUCAGGCCGAAACCCGAGCUGAGGCCCACAGUGCUUCACGCCUUCUCCCCGUCACAGGACUCCGAGACGUCCACGGACACUCUCACUCCCUCUGUGGCCUCCGAGGAGCCCGAGAGGGGCGGCGUAAAAGAAGGAGCGCGGGAGAGUCGGGAGGAGGGGGACAAAGGGACCGGAAAGGACAGCGGGAGGCCGGCGAACGUGGCGCAGCCCCAGGUGGCGCGCGUCGGCGGGAGGAGGCGACUGACCCAGGACCAGAAGAAGAUGAGCUUGUCUGAACCGGAGAAGCUCCACCAGCUGGGCGGGGCCCCCGUCCACUCGGCGUGCCUCUCCUUUGGCAACGAGAGCGAGGGAGAGGAACGCUGGCAGGGAGGAGAGCAGGGACUGGUCGCGGCCCGCAGGAAGAUGUUCGAGAAGAGAGGUAGGGCCCUUUCGGCCUCCAGCGCCUCGAAGACGAACCUUAAACACCUGCAGCAGAAGGCCCUGGUGGAGUACAUGGAGCGUAAGACGAGCCAGAAGGUGGCCGAGCCACAGCAAGCAGCGCCCCCGACCCCGACCAGACUGAGGCAUUCCCUGGGGGAGAAGCCCUUCGAUUGGGUUCCCAGAACUCAGUCGGGAAAUCCCGAAGGCAACGACGUCAAGAAGAAGCUCCACAGACCCCAUUCUGCGGGCCGCAUCCUCGACUCCUCCGCCAGCUCCAUCAGGUACGCCCAGUUCUUCUCAGGCCAGUCGAAUCAACCCAGAUGGAGGGAGAGCCAGGGUCCGUCUCAGGGGAAGUCCGCCUCUGUGGAGAGUCUCUUGGACCAGCCGGAACCGCCUAGUUUCUUCAGGAGGAGAUGCACAUCCACACCACAGACAUUUCAGGAUGUCGACUACGAGGAGGAUCCGUUUCCAGUUGACACUAUGGAAACCCAGAGUCCCCAGACGGAUGCCGCCGAGGACUCCUCAGCAAAGCCGCCCGCUGACCUCCAGCAGCGGGUCCGCAUGGUCUCGCAGAGGGGGAAGUCCAUGGAAGAGCUCGGGUCGUCAAAGUUGACAGGACCCUCGGCACUGAGUAAAAGUUCUGAGCAUCUGGAUCAACUCUUGAGGCAUUUCACUCGACCGGUGGGACCGGACCGGGACACCAGGGGCCUUUCGCUGUUUGCUGGGCGGGACCAAGGGAGGAAGAGACCGAAUGUGACGGAGCAAGCGGGCAGAGAACCGGAGUUUGUCGGUCAGAAGAGCGCUCAAGGGCAGACCCUGAGCCAAACCCGGAGGAGGUCCCUGUCCAAGGAGAACUCUGAACCAGGCGAGGAAGCCCCAAAUACUUCGAGUAGAUCCACCUCCCCGGCCCCCUCGACCCGUGCCAGGGUCCUCUCCGGAUCUCCCGGUUCUCACGGCCCGGUCACAGAUGACCUCAGGGCCGGCGGACCGCCCGUCGAGACUUCGGUCGACCCACCUUCCCCAAACUGUCUGGAGAUCAGCGAGAGGGAGGUGACAUCCAGCCCGCAGGCCCCCACCGAGACAAAGCUUCCCUGGGAGAGCAGGCUCGGCUCCGGAGUCGGGACUUCCGGGCCGGAGAGAGGGCAGUCGGUGGACGAGCCGAGCAGCGAGGCCCCCGACUCGGACCGCGAAGUGCCUCUGAGCUGCGGCGUCACCACCGAUCCGGCGCUGUGGGCCCCCCCCCACCCUCCGGAGGGAGGGGCCGGCGAGGAGGCCAGGGCCUCUCCGCUGACAGACGUUUUCGACGAAGCGUCCGCCAGCCCGGCCCCUCCGGCGCGGACGGGUGAACCCUCCGUGUCUCCGCGCGCCUCCGUCUCCGACCCGGACGCCACUCGGCAGGUGGCGGCGGCGGCGGAGAAUCCAGAAACGGAAGACGAGAAUUCGGGAAUUACCCGGGAGACGGAGGAGAGGGGAACACCGGCGGGAGAGACGGAGAGCCCCGGGAGGCCUGGGUGGGAGGAGCUGGUGGUGGCGGUGGUGCAGGCCGACCAAUCGCUGGCCAGAGUGCUGUACCCGCUGGCCAAUCGCAAGACUGCACUGAUGCUGAUGGAGCAGCUGCUGUCGGAGGACACGCUGCUGAUGGAGGAGCACUACAAGAAGAAACAGGAGCGGAAAGGAGCCGCAGAAAGCGCCGAAAUGGCCGAAGAGGCUGAACCUUCGCCUCGUCCCCCUGACAGCCCAAAAGCUCAGCGCACGGACCCGCCGAGCAAAGCCGACCUCGCUGAGAAAAAGCGUCUCUUAGUGGCGUCCAUCAACGAGGGCCUGCGCGCGCUGGAGGGGACGCGCAGCGCCCUGCAGGCCGACGUCCAGGAGAACCUGGCCCAAGGCGACGCCCUGGAGGCGCUGGUGCGGGACCGCUGUGUGCCGGUGGAGCUCGAGAGGUACAACCUGUUCAUAGGGGACCUGGAGAGGGUGGUCAACCUGCUGCUGUGCCUCUCCGCUCGGCUGGCCCGGGUGCAGAACGCCCUGAGCACGGUGGACCAGCACACGGACGCCGAGGAGAAGCAAUCUCUGGACAACCGCCACCGUCUGCUGUGCAAGCAGAGGGAGGACGCCAAAGAUCUGAAGGACAACCUGGACCGGAGGGAGAACCUGGUCUCCACCUUCCUGGCGCGCCAGCUGUCCGCCGAGCAGCUGCAGGACUACCGGCGCUUCGUGCAGACCAAGGCGUCGCUGCUCAUCCGGCAGAAGGACCUGGAGGAGAAGCAGAGGCUGGGAGAGGAGCAGCUGGAGGCCCUUUCCAACAGCCCCUGUCUGUAGAGGGAGGAGCAACAAAAAGCUCAGGCUCCGCCUCCUUUUCAGUGGUCCAGCUGCUGUCUGAAACAGACCGGUGCGAGAGAUGAGCGACGAAGUCCGUCCAGACUAAGGCGCCCCCCCCUCCCCCCACCCAUGGCCUUGUUGCUGCCUUUUCUCGACGUGUCUGUUGACUCUUGUUGUUGGAAAACGCCGUUGUCCUUCUGUGUGCCUUGUUACUGCGCAGCGUCCUUCCACCAGAGCUGCUGUGCGGCAGGUUUGCGUCCCCCCCCGUCCGGCCCCCCCCCCGUCCGGCCGGUGCCUGUCCUCGCGCCUCUUCAGUAAGACGGCAGUGCUACAUCUGCACGCGGAAAACCUAUUAUUAUAAGCUUUAAGAAUGUAUUUCUGACCCGUGCGAAGGCCUCGAUGGAGGGGCGGGGUCCGAGAGGGGGCGGUGCGUUGAGUCUGUGAAAUGUACACUAGAUCUCUUCAUCUCAUUUUUUCUUCUUGUGAAUGUUUUGUUUUGGAAUGUUUUUCAAAUGAACGCACUAAAAACCAAAAAGGGUGAAUGGAAAAAAGCAAAAAAAAGCACUUUGUAACAAUACGUGAAUGCACAUUUCCUCAAAUCAGAGUCAAGUCAUUUAAAAAUGAAAGCCUCACUUCAUCCCUUCUAAAGUCUGGUCAUUCAUUUUGAACAAUGUUGAACUAAUCUAACUUUCCAGCUCAUUUCAUACUUCAUGUUAUUAAGUCUUAAUGAUUUCAUGCUGGAACGCCUCCUCGUAAGGAGGUGCUAAACCUCUUUAAAGAGGAUUAUAAGUGAGCAACAAUUAUAUCACUCAGUAUUUCUUCCCGAUGCCCCUUCGUCGCCGAGGUGACACACGAUACUUGAAUCACUUUUAACUAAAGAGGAAAGCCCACAACCUUCACUUCAGGUAUCUUUAACUCAUUGGCUAUUCUCUACCUCCACUGUUCAGCCCCGUUUAGACAUAUGUAACUUUCUUUGAGUUCAUUUAAAUUCACACUGUAGUGUAAAAACUUUUAAAGGAGACUGACUCUUGAAUCAAAUGAUUUCCCCCCCUCUAGCUUUUCAAAUAUUUCACAUUUUAGCCUCUGUUUUUAUUAACUGAACAUUUGGCAUUCCUCUUUAUAUAGUUGUAUUCAUUUCUUUGUACUCAAUCUUCAGCCAGAGGCGUCUGUGAUGUGAGCCAGUUAAUGUGCAGCAUGUGUGUGUGUGUGUGUGUGUGUGUGUGUGUGCUCAAAAUCAUGGAUGUCUUAAUUUCAUGUGCGUAGAGACAAGUUGUUGGACAGAGACAGAACUCCUACAAAGUCAUAAAGUGAUCAAAAUGUUACCGUCCCCUCUUGGCUGAGUAAAAAAAUGUGUGUGUGUGUGUGUGUGUGAGAGAGAGAUAUUUAUGUUAAAAUGACCACUGAGCGCUGAGAGCAUCGUGAGGAGCCUCUAACCGUUAAAAAAAAGAAGAAGCAAUUCCUUGCUAACUCAAACUAACAAAAAAGACAAAUUGGAGAAGCUUUUACGUU
Messenger RNA from Pungitius pungitius (ninespine stickleback), 6843 nucleotides. RefSeq names its product shroom family member 1 (gene shroom1). NCBI's taxonomy places the organism in Eukaryota, Metazoa, Chordata, Actinopteri, Perciformes, Gasterosteidae. The record is from RefSeq and is a predicted model, not a curated record. Gene Ontology annotation, molecular function: actin filament binding. Gene Ontology annotation, biological process: actin filament organization. Bases 595 to 5334 code for a protein of 1579 amino acids. Gene Ontology annotation, cellular component: apical junction complex; adherens junction; cortical actin cytoskeleton. The transcript is spliced from 9 exons.